CUCUAAUACUCGAUAUUUCAACAAGAAAGUCAAAUCACAGAUUUAAGGUUGAUAACCACUACCAAGGUAGAACUGUACACAUUGGUAUAAAACUGCUUACAAAUGCAAACAAAUUAAGGACACAUUUUGCGGUUUCACGAGCUGUAGUAACCUUAUCAGGUGAACAUGUUCCCCAAAAGAAGAAAAACACAUGAGUUUAAACAACUUUAAACGGCAGAUCAUUUUAUACGUAACGAUGGUUUUAUUAUGAAUUCACUUCACAGUCUAAUAGCGAUUACAUAUUGAUGGUUAAUGCUGUUAGGAUGUGGUUGGAUCAAUAGUGUGGACUCAAAAUUCUAUUUGUGGAGGAAAUGCAUCAUAAAAGGAGUUAAUACCAUCUGAAAAGAAACACCGAAAAUAUCUAACAAAGUGCAUGUUAAAGAUAUUUCAGCUUUGUGAACACAUGAGAUACAUACAUUAUAUUGCAACAAUAGAAAUAAUAACAGAGGAUAGAAAACUUGACAACUAAAUACAGGGAAAAAAACUUAUCGUGCAUAAUGGAAUAAGAGAAGACCGUGAAUAGAAAAUUACUUUAACCAGGAUGACUUUCUGAACGCUCGGGUGAACGGUAAUACGGCUGUAUGUUUCUAAAUGAUAUACCGUACCAAACGAUCUGCCAAGUGAGAUGAACGAGCUGAUUGCAAGAUGUCUGGCAAACCCUUUAACGAAUAUAGCUAUUAUUGCAAACAAAAUGAAACUGACUUGAAAACAAAAGUUGAAAACGAAACUACGAAACAGACACUGGCCAGUGUAUAAGGGAUCCGAUUGACUUCAUCAACCAUAAAGAUGAACUGGAGCCGAUUGCGCACUAGCGGAACUGAGAACGUGUUUAAGGGAUCCCAGCUGGUAACCAGCGUCCUCGAACGCCACAACCAACACUUCCGUAGCAGAGCAGCGGCGCUGAAAUUCUGCCGACAGCUCUUUAACGACGGAGUUAUACGCGGAGUAUUUGGUGCUGGCAAAUUUGAGGACUCCGUACAGCUUUACACCUGGUCGGCUCAACAUGGUCCAAAUAUGACGUCACAACAUGGUCCAAAUAUCACGUCACAACAUGGUCCAAAUAUGACGUCACAACAUGGUCUGAAUAUGACGUCACAGCAUGGUCAAAAUAUGACGUCUCAACAUGGUCCAAACAUGACGUCACAACAUGGUCAAAAUAUGACAUCAUUUCACUCCGAUCUGACCACUAGCCCGUCGAAAUCCUACGGUUAUUCUAGUGCGGAUAUAACUCUGACUAAGCGUGAACUAUAUCAACAAAAGGAAACCAUACGACCCAUAGACCAUUCAGUAGCUCGCGAUUCGAGUAGAAAUGUACCUUAUACACAUGACGUGAACAAUUACUUUCGAGAAAUGCAAAACGGUGUGGGAGAGAACCAUGGUCAUCGUGUCAUGACGUCACAUUCUCAAAUACCAAGCUACCAAACAUCCUGGAAUUUACAGCGAGCAAGCACGGCAUCUAGCGAAAGUUCAGUGGACAUUUUGUCUCAUGCAUACGGAAAACACAAAGAUAAGCCAACCGUGAAAACUUCAUAUACGUCACCCUCUAAUUCGCAUUCGCAUUCGCAUUCACGUGACCAUGACGUCAUACCGGAAGAAGGCCCAGAAGACCCACUUCCGGUCAUGGAGAGAACUCAAACGAGCACAGAAUAUGAUGGAACGUCGAGUUUUCCACGGAGCGUUAACACAGAUACAUCCGCAACUAAUGACGUAGAAACUAUGACGUCACCGAGACGGUGGCAGCAAGACUAUCAGAGUUCAUACUCAGAUAAUGAAAAACAAUUAAUAGAACAAAUGCGUCGUAUGAAAAAGGAACAUUCGCAUAUUUUGAGAACCUAUGAGGAAAGGAUUAAUAAAUUAAUGGCAAAAAUGCACGAAUUGCGAAGUAUUGCUGAAAUGCUCGAGAACUCGAGUACAAAGUCUUCGCCAUAUGCCAUGAUCAACAACAAAACUGGGGUCCUUAACUUCUUAAGUUCUAAGACGGAUCAUGACCGGAAGUCGAUUGGACCUGCGACCGGAAGUGACGGUGAGGCACCCCCGCCGCUUCCGCCCCGACCCGGCCGCGGGAGCCGACUUUAUCCGAAUAAGCCAUAUUUACAGACGGACGCCAAGAUGACUUCUUUACCAUGGACACGGAUUAUCCUGAAGGACGAAAGUGGCGAGGAGCAGGCGACAAUCUGGCACACGAUGAUCGAACCUAAACUGGACUCGGAGGAAAUCGAACGGUUGUUCAGUGUACCGGUGGCCUCACAAACGGACGGGGCGACACUCUAUGACGAUCUCAUCAUACGUAGAGGGCGCUCAAGACAACAGCUCGUCAGUAUUUACGACACCGAACGCUCUCAACGGAUUGUCGUCUGCAUGAAGUGCUUGCGCGCGACCCUGAAUGACGUCAUUUCUUCUGUGUCGACGCUGGAUACGUCACAGGUGAACCACGACGGACUUGCAGAGUUAAUGGAGCUACUGUCUCCAUCACAAGACAUUGACAGAAUCCUGUAUCACGUGAGGAAGAAGGGCGCAGGCCAUCUAGAUCACCCCGAGUACCUUGUGUUCGAGCUAUCCAAGGUUGACCACUUCCGGGACAGACUCGAGUUUAUCCGCUUCCGGUUCCGGCUCCUCCUACACCUGUUCGAGAUUGACCAACAGAUGAGGGAAUUAAAUACUGCCUGUGAUGAGAUCACAAGCAGUACGCCCCUCAAACAGCUACUUGAGACGGUUCUUGCGGUGGGGAAUUACCUGAACGGCGGCACGGAAUGCGGACAGGCGGACGGUUAUGGAUUGGACGUUCUUAACAAAGUAAAGGAAUUGUCGGACAGGGACGGCAAGGGGACGUUACUCGAAUUCGUCUUAAAGACGUACUGUGCCGUGUAUGAGAGUGAGGUGGACAUUGGCUGCCCGACGCGCUUCCGGUUACCGGAGCCGUCCAACAUGCGGCACGCGGCUUCCGUCUCCUUUGAGGGGAUCCAGGACGCCCUGUCCAACAUACACGCCGAUCUGAAACACGUGCGAGAAAAGCUGUUGGACCCAGCCAUUAACAAGGAUACCACCCGCCCCAUGGAUAGCUUCCGGGUCACUGCCGAGAAUUUCUUCGCAGCAGCUCUGGAAGUGAUCGGUGAGCAAGAAAAGGUGCUACAGGACACUCGAGACGCAUUCGACCGAACAACCACCUUCUUCUACGUCGACAAACAGCACGUUACUCCCCAGCAGUUUUUCCACGUGUGGGCGGUGUUCCUGCACGACUGCAAGUACGUUUGGAAGCUGGCCCAUAGACGACUCGCCCGCGAGAGGUUCGAGCUCGAGUUCAAAUACAAAGGGCAACUGUCCGCGUGUUCGCUGCAAGGAUAUGGAAUAUUCCGAGCUGGGGUGAUGAAAGGUGCAGACUCAAUCAUUACAACCGACCCCAAAACAUCAACAGCACAGCGCAAUAAAAACAAUCGCUGGGCAGAUGUCCCUGAAAAUCAGACGAGACCAAAUGUCCCGCCCAAACCGAACAGGUCCAAGAACCAGGACGAGACUUAUAAGCCUUCUGGCGGCAGUGAUAGAUCGUCUUCUCCGAAACCCCUGACUUCAACUCCGCCCUCAUCAGUGAGAAAACCACUGCCACAAAAUCCAAACCAGAAUGGUUCACCGCCGACUGGUUUCUCGUCGUUUGUUCCACCUAAUUACGAAAACCAGUCAGAAUUUGAUCGUCUGCAUCAAAAUCAUAGUCAAUUUCAUCAUCAACAUUCCAUACCCGUAGUCUCAGGGAUACUGAAUCAGACACCUUCGUCAGUACACGAACACAGUCCUCCACCCGGAAGUGCCAACUACCGUAGUCCAGACAUGACGUCAUCAACAAAUGCCACAUCCAGGGAUAAAAAGUCGCAAUCUCAGUUUUCGCUCAAGACCUGGUUGAGACGCGAACGUGAGCAAGUCAGAAAAGAAGUAGAACAUGAUUCGAUUGAUCAAACUGAUUCGAAACCGCAAAGUCCGUCCAGGUCAUUUUCAAAGUUUAAAAACACAAUGAAACAAAAGUUCUCGGGCGGAAGUUCAAAGAAAAACGAAGCAUCUGAUAGGAAAUCAAAGGACCACAAGACACCAAAUUCACUGUCAAAUAGACAUGCAACCGACAAUCCUGUUUCACCAUACGACAUUCUAAGAACAAAUCAACCAAGUACGUCUGCCGCAUCUUAUAAAGCAGACGACCAGCUUCAAAAUGCUGAAUCUGGUAUACUAGCGAGUUUGGAGAGCGAGUUUGCAAAUAAGCCUAUCCCUGACACAAUUAUAUCACCAAUUGACGACCCAGAUGCAGACGACAUUUUGGUACAGGAUCAUAAACAUGAACUCCAAAAUGGCAUCCCGCCGAAAAUACGAAGAGAUGAAUUUUACAAAGAUACCAGUGAUAUGAACAAUAAUGAUAAGUUUGGUGUGAAUUACAAACCAGAAACACUAAGAGAGGAAUUUCCCUUGUAUGGUCGUGUGCAAAAAGAUCAUACACAUCGUGAUUCAUAUUUGGCAAAUUCUGAAAAUACCUUUCUCACUCCGGUUGCAGAGUCUAAACGCAUAGUUGGUAUGGCAGCACCUAUUUAUAAAGCAAGAGUUAUCAAUAAUUACGAAAACCAGGGUAAAUUUGAAAAUCCAAAUAUACCACGACAACAGGCUGAACCCGCGAAGCCCUUGCGGAAUGGGAAUUUAGACUAUACACAUACAAAUAGCGAUGUCCCAAAUAACCAUGACGUCAUCACAUACCCAUAUUCACGUCAAACCACAGAACAUACAAGAAACCGUAGUUCUGAUGAAGUUUUGAAGCCAAAGGCACAACAAAAACUGGUUGGAAGUAAUCAACAUUUUAAUGGUGAGGUCUCUGCCUAUGAACACCAGUCAAGAUCUGUUGCCAGUAGAACGCCAGAAAAGAACGCGCCAGCAGCCGAAACACCACGAAAAAGAGCACUGUUAGGAAACAAGAACUACACUACACCAGGCAAAAGAGUACCAAUGAACGUUCAGUCGAUCGGUUCAUUAAUAGAUAAGUUUGAUAAAGCUGAAAAUAAUUCAAAAACGGGUGACAAUAGUUCAAACAAGCCCGAUGCUAUGACGUCAACGCCUGUUGCUCACAGAAGGAAUGGUUCAAACACGGACAGUAAAGACAUGUCACCUCCAUUACCACCGCGUGAAAGGAAUCUAGCCCCACCAAGGUCGUCUGGCCAACAGUUUACACCCAAUGAAAAUGUGAAUGAUUCAAAUAUGACGUCACGAUAUACGUCACCAGAUAAUCGACAGCCUUUCUUUUCACCACAGUCAAGAACAGAAAAUAUAUCGACCAACCAAUUUUCACCACCUAGCGCUUAUCCUGCACCUCAAGGUCAAACACCCGAAUCACAAGGUCAUUUCUCACGUCAGACGCCGAAAACUACACCAAACUCGCAGUCAUAUGGACAGUAUACACCACAACUGUCGAAUGGCUAUCUACCAAACAGAGAUACUCGUAACCAGUGUUCAAAUUCUCGCGACCGUGUUAUUCCCAAUAGCAACGGUCUUAGCAACGGUUUCCAUGACAAUGGUGAACACGAUCGAUCUGAUGACAAAGAUGACGGCUACCGAGCAAAACUGCGGAAAGCGGCAAACUUUAACCAGUCGGCAUUUGAUAGAAUGCCAAAAAAUAGUCCUCAAUACACUGGUAGAACGAGUUUUGGCUCUCCAUAUGAAGUCAGGGCCGGUUACUCUUAUGGGUCAACGUCUGCAAUGAAAUCCCCUUUGAGCAAUGAUGAGGAUAUUUCUUACAUGGCCAUAUAAAGUGUUUAAGGAUGUCCAGACACUAAGCCUUGUUUUUAUGUCAGAAGUUAAUUUAUUUUAUGUAUUAUGCAAUUAUAUUUUGUUUUGUUUUUCUAAAAUUCUUGUUUACAUAUAGACGGAUUUUUUUUUAAAGCAACACACUUGAAGAAAUACAUGAAUAUACAAGUAUGCCAAUGAGUGAUUUGUAAGAACUGGUCAUUAAUCAUUUAUAGAAAGAUGUGCUGAUGGUGCGUGAAAAUUAACUGCCUUUUAAUGAUUAGAACAAGUGAUUAUUUGGGUACAUUUUAUAAAAAAAUGUUUGUCGAAAUAUAAUGUUAAAGGAAAUAAUGUGUGUAGUAUUUUAACAGUCUGUACCUGUUGGCACUUCUCUUUCAUUUCGCUUCAAUAUUCAUGGUGAUUAUAAUUAGAAUCAUACAGAUAUUCGUUUGAAUUGUUAGCUAUCAAAUUAUAUUAGCAUAUCUGUAUUUACCUGAAAAGGGCUUUGUCUUUGCUAUUAAAUAUUUGUAUGAUUCAAUUGAUCCACUGGAGUUAUUGAGGGUUCUUUUCGUUCGGUUAAUGAUCAGUUCUAUGGCGUAAAUUCAUUGCGUACAUAAAAUAUCCGAUGUUCAAUUGUGUGAAUCUCGGAUACCUGAUGACCGCGGAUCAUUUUGUAUCAUUUGAAAGGGUUUUAUGAAUAGUGAAAGAACAUGUAAAACUACACCGACAAAAAAAAGAUUUCAGGAAAGCUAUUGGGCAUUCGGAACUCCUCUGCCAUUUUUAUCGAAAACAACCUCGCAUGUAUAUGAACGGUUUACAUACUCAGAAAUCGGUAUGUUUAAGUCCGCCGCAAGUAGAUCGCGUAGUAAUUUAAUUCAGCGGUUAAACUUAAUGACUUAACUCUUGGGAAUCUUAAUUAUGUUCGCAAUAAAACACUUUACUGGCAAUCAAUUUAAACUUAGAUCAAUAAAUACAAGCUUAAACACUACAUUCUAUUAAUGAUAAAAAUUCAAAAAAUUACGAAAUACUUCUUUGUUUCGAUAAAAAUUACCGAGGAGUUCCGAAUGGCUAUUGAAAUACAAAUGUGAAAUAGUCUAUUCCUCGACAGAUUUCAUUUGAAAAUAAGUAAAAAAAUAAUGUUCAUAUAAGUUAUCAGUAAGAAAGAACCACUAAUUAUACCAAAUUUUAUGGGGUCACCAGCAUCAUUAUUUAAUAUAUCUGCUUAUGGCUAGAUACAACGAAAAUCGUAUUUAUACAACAGAUACCUAUAUACAUUGUUUGGUCAUAAGAUCUGCGCUGUAGGUUUCUUUUCCAACAUUUGCUUAAAUAUUGAAAAGCUUUUAAUACUUAUGACUUCAGCAUUUUCACUCAUGUUAGUUUAUCCAUUAUAACAAGGCUAGGAAAUAAGGUUUUAUUUAACCAAAUGGUGACUUAAGUUUGUAAGUAAAUUAAAUCGUUUUAUGAUUUAUUUUCAUGCCAUAUUCUGUAUUUCAUAUUUUGAUGAUUUUUAUUUCAUGACAAGUUUAUGACGAGUUUCAUGACACUAAUAAAAUACACUUUACCUGU
Mya arenaria is the source of this 7350-nucleotide messenger RNA. RefSeq lists its product as uncharacterized. NCBI's taxonomy places the organism in Eukaryota, Metazoa, Mollusca, Bivalvia, Myida, Myidae. Gene Ontology annotation, cellular component: cytoskeleton; cytoplasm. Gene Ontology annotation, molecular function: actin filament binding. The record is from RefSeq and is a predicted model, not a curated record. The transcript has 14 exons. Gene Ontology annotation, biological process: cortical actin cytoskeleton organization; actin filament network formation. Bases 826 to 5808 code for a protein of 1660 amino acids.